AUGCAGCCUGGCGGCAUCAAAACCAAGGCUUUGCGCAUCCUCAAGCAGCGGAAGAGUAAAGAGAAACUAAAACAUGAAGCACUUCCGACAACAAAUCUUGACGAAAGCAUCGUUGGAUGGCAGAGUCAAGAUGACCCCGAAAUGCCCUUCAAUUUUUCACAGUGGCACAAGUGGAUGUGGGUUGGGCUUCUUUCAACUAUCACGCUGCUUACCCCAUUCGCAUCAUCCAUUCUCUCACCUGCCAUAGGAGACUUGGACAAAGAGUUUGGAAAUGACAAUGCUAUGGUGGGGUCAUUUACUGUCAGCAUAUACCUCCUUGGAUAUGUCAUUGGUCCCAUAUUUAUUGCUCCUCUUUCCGAGAUAUAUGGACGCAAGCCUGUCCUGAGUUUGGCCAAUGCGUUUUUCUGCCUAUGGCAGAUUGGAUGCGCCUUGGCACCAAAUAUUGAGACUCUUAUCGUCUGUCGAUUUUUCAGUGGAUUUGGUGGCGUCGCCUGCUUAACUCUUGGGGGUAGUAUCAUCGGCGAUCUCUUCCGGCCUGACCAGCGUGGGUUUGCUAUAGGAAUGUGGAAUAUUGGGCCAUUAUUAGGCCCUACAAUCGGUCCUCUACUCGGCGGGUUCUUGGCUGAAUCUAUUGGUUGGCGUUAUGACUUUUGGAUAGUACUGGUCCCGGCCACUAUAGUUACAGUACUUAUUGCCUUUAUAACCCAGGAGACGAGUCACAAAGUCCUCAUGCAUCGAAAGGCAUGCCGUCUUCAGAAAGAGCUUGGCCGAGACGAUCUCAAGAGUUGCUAUGACGAUUCGGGCAAUCAGAGCACAACCCAGAUCCUCACCACGGGCUUAAUUCGGCCACUAAAGAUGCUGUUCUUUUCUCCUAUUGUAUUUUUCCUUUCUUUAUACAUAUCAUUUAUGUUCGGAGUUGUGUAUUUGCUCUAUACGACCAUCCCAAGUGUUUUUGAAGAGUCAUACGGAUUGGACGUUAGCCAAACAGGGCUUGUAUACCUCGCUCUCGGUCUCGGCAAUAUUUUGGGAUGGAUCGUAAUCACUUUCUUCUCCGACAAACUUGUGGUAAAACACGCGCAAGCUAACGAAGGUGUCUUUGAACCCGAAAUGCGCCUCACCAUCAGUAUUUACUUUGGGGUGUUCCCUCCGAUUACUUUACUCUGGUACGGAUGGAGCUCGUUUUAUCAUGUCAAACUAGCGUCAACGAUAAUAUCGCUGAUACCAUACGGCUUUGGUAUCAUGGGCCUUUUCCUGGGCAUUACCACAUAUCUUGUCGACAGCUAUCCCAUCUAUGCGGCCUCGGCGAUUGCAGCCAACGUCAUUCUAAGAAGUUUGGUGGGAGCUUUGCUGCCGUUGGCUGGACCGCCCAUGUAUGCAUCUCUGGGAUUAGGUUGGGGUAACACAUUGUUGGGGCUUAUUUGCAUUGUCAUGAUUCCAUUGCCUGUCCUGUUCUAUAAGUUUGGGGCUCGGCUGAGAAAAGCCCAGCGCGUUCAGUUGUGA
Molecule: messenger RNA, 1500 nt
Organism: Talaromyces rugulosus
Lineage: Eukaryota; Fungi; Ascomycota; Eurotiomycetes; Eurotiales; Trichocomaceae
Exons: 3
Coding region: 1-1500 (499 amino acids)
Biological process (GO): transmembrane transport
Cellular component (GO): membrane
Molecular function (GO): transmembrane transporter activity
Source: RefSeq, a predicted model, not a curated record